AUGGCGAAUGGAUUCUGGGCGAUGCGAAUGACUGAACGUGCAAAGUUGAUCUCUGCGUUCGUCUGCCCGUUCGGCCACUUUCAAUGGCUCAGAAUGCCUUUUGGAUUGAAGAAUGCGCCGUUAAUUUAUCAGAGCAUCAUCAACAACUGUCUGUGGGGAUUCGUCCGUCUACCCCCUGAAGAGGAAGCGAUGGUUGACCAGGAAGUUCUGGAGUUUUUGAAUCUUGAGCCUCAAGAAGCCUUGAAACCUGAAGUGUAUAUGCGGGACUCAGCGAUUCCUUCAUCGGACAUGACUGUAUUCCGACACAAUAUCCCGGCUCCAUCACAAAUGGGUCCGGUCUUAGGAAGAAGCUCGUAUAUUGACGAUAUCGCUCAUGUGGCGUCGACCUGGGACCGACUAUGUGAGGACCUGGACGCGUUGUCGUACAGACUACGAUACUGGAAUAUCUCUGUGAGCUUACCGAAAAGCGAAUUCGGGAAGUUGACCAUCCCAUUCCUCUCUCAUGAAACGAAGAUUGCCAAAGGCAUAGAGGACUUACCUUUCCCGUCGACGUACAAGGGAGUGCAGUCCUUCUUAGGAAGUCUGAAUUAUUACAACAAGUUUAUUGAAGACCUACCCGUAGUUGCCGCUGUGCUCUACGAACUAGACGAACGUGCUGGACGGAACCUGGAGGCCGCAAAGGAGUCUUUCGAGAUACUGAAACAUAAAAUCGUGUCGACCCCGUUGCUGCGACAUCCAGAUAGAACCAAGCCUUUCGUGAUCAUUCCACAUGCUAACCCGUGGGCGGCGUGUGUAGUUUUGGGAAGGAGCAUGAAGGACUCAUACACCCCAGUGUUGAAGGAAUCAGAGCUACGUUACCACAUAGCUGAGAAGGAAGUGCUCGCAAUCUUGCGGACUCUGGAAACCUCUGAUCCAUGGAUCAUCCCAGUUGUGGUGUAUACGCGCUACUCUGUACUAAAGUGGUUACUACAGUCUAACACUGCAGAUGGACGACAUCUGAAGUGGGGGCUGGAACUAUCAAGAUGGACACUGGAAAUCCAUAGGACUCAGAAAGAUGAGAACGGCCUUGUGGCCAUCCUUGGGUCUGGUAUUACUCCCAGGGAACAUUUAGAUGAAGUUGCGGAGACCCUGAUUCCUGCCAAGGGGCGUCUGAGAGUGAUGCCACCAGUGAGUCUGGAAAUGUUGGAAGCAGACUAUGGAGGCUACGUUCUGAGUUUUGAUGGCGCUGCGAAGGUUUCCACUCGCCGAGGAAGUUGUGGAUGCAUAUUGUGGAAGCUGCCCGGAUGGCAGGUUGUGAAAGCUGAAGGACACAUCCUUGAAGGUGUGACGGUCAACGACGCUGAAUACCACGGUUUGAUUCUGGGACUAAAGCUCGCUAUGAAGUACGAUGUCAAGGAGCUUGUGGCAGUCGGUGAUUCUCGAAUCGUCGUCCAGCAUGCUCAGGGUCUGAUCAAUUGCAACCAGCCCAACCUGCAACGACGUUUAGCUGAGUAUGAGGAUCUCAGGAAGAAUUUUGUGUCGGUUAAAUUGAUUCAUGUUAAACGUGAGUUCAACCAAGCAGCCGACUACCUGACCUCUAAGACUCUCGUGCUUGGAUAA
Phytophthora megakarya is the source of this 1599-nucleotide messenger RNA. Lineage: Eukaryota; Oomycota; Peronosporomycetes; Peronosporales; Peronosporaceae. The record is from the annotation of a GenBank genome assembly.